Molecule: messenger RNA, 4416 nt
Organism: Lates calcarifer (barramundi perch)
Lineage: Eukaryota; Metazoa; Chordata; Actinopteri; Centropomidae
Gene: ldlrb
Product: low density lipoprotein receptor b
Exons: 18
Coding region: 206-2812 (868 amino acids)
Molecular function (GO): calcium ion binding; protein binding
Source: RefSeq, a predicted model, not a curated record
UGGUCAGAUGUGACUCGGACCCCGUAACAUUUGACCGGUAACUUGCCUUUUACGCACAGCCGCGGCGUGACUCUGCUGCCUGCCCUGUCCGUCUGAACCAGAUCCAUCCUUUUUUCUUCAGGCGCAGACCCUCGCCCUCUCCACCACACCUGCGCUCAUACCUGACCGGCUUUUACUUUAGCUGACAAAUAAGGAGGAGCGGGACAUGUUUGGGAUGUGGAGGAGACUCGGAGCCGGGCUGUCCGCAUGUUGGUGUUUGCUGAUGCUGAUUCAUUGUUUGUCUCAAGCAGACGCAGCAUUCACAUGCAGCUCCACUCAGUUUAGGUGUGGAAGUGGGAGGUGUAUCACCCGCAGAUGGAUCUGUGAUGGAACCGACGACUGUGGCGAUGGAUCUGAUGAACUGCCUGCAACCUGUGCAACCAAGACCUGUCUGGAGUCAGAGUUCAACUGUGGCCUUCCCUUGAAUCAGUGUAUUCCAGGAAGCUGGCAUUGUGAUGGCAAAGCUGACUGCAGCAACGGGGCUGAUGAGAGAAACUGCACGGCCAAACAGUGCAAAACUGGAGAAUUUCGUUGUGCCAAUGGCCAGUGUAUAUCCAGGUCCUUUGUCUGCGAUGAAGACAACGACUGCUCAGACGGCUCGGAUGAGGCCUCCUGCCCCAAACGCACCUGCAGCUCUGCGUCCUUCCAGUGCAACAACUCGGUGUGCGUGCCGGCCCUGUGGCGCUGCGACGGAGACGAGGACUGCGCCGACGGGUCUGACGAGUGGCCGCAGAACUGCGCAGAACAGAAGCCGGACAAGACGAUGAAGCGCUGCGAAGCCAACGAGUUUCAGUGUGCCAGUGGGGAGUGUAUUCAUGCCAGCUGGAGGUGUGACGGAGGCUUUGAAUGCCGUGAUAGAUCAGACGAGUUCAACUGCAGUCGUCCUACUUGUCGUCCAGAUGAGUUCCAGUGUAAUGACGGCACCUGUAUCCAUGGCAGCCACCAGUGUGACAAAGUGGCUGACUGUAGGGACUCCAGUGAUGAGAUUGGCUGCCACAUAGAAAAUGUAUGCGAAGGCCCAACCAAGUUCAAAUGUGGCAGUGGGGAGUGUAUCAGCAUGGAGAGGGUGUGUGACAAAAGCAAAGACUGCAGGGAUGGGUCAGAUGAACCUUCCAAUGAGUGUGGGACCAACGAGUGUUUGACCGGAAAUGGCGGCUGCUCCCAUCAGUGCAAUGAUCUGAAGGUUGGCUACAACUGUUCCUGCCCUGCUGGAUACAGCCUGCAGACGGACAAGAAAACCUGCAAAGACAUUGACGAAUGUGUUGAACCAGACACUUGCAGUCAGAUCUGCAUCAACCUGCCCGGCACCUACAAGUGUGAGUGCAGGAAUGGCUACCAGAUCGAUCCUGCGACCAAGACAUGCAAGGCUCAAUCAGGCAUUGUACCCACCCUAUACUUCACCAACAGACACGAGGUGAGGAAGAUGACGGUGGACCGCUACGAGUACGUUGCUCAGAUCCAACAGCUGAAAAACGUAGUGGCCCUGGACAUAGACAUGCCAAACAAGAUCAUUUUCUGGUCUGACCUGUCUCAGAAGAAAAUCUACAGCUCCAACCUCGACAUGGCCGGUAAUUCCACUCACCUCACUGUAGUAAUUGGCAGCGGGAUUGAGGCCCCAGAGGGUAUUGCGGUGGACUGGAUCCAUGGCAACAUCUACUGGACUGACAGCAUUUUGAAGACCAUCUCCGUGGCAUCAACAGACGGCAGCAAGAGGAAGACCCUCAUCACAGAAAACCUGGACAAGCCAAGAGCCAUUACAGUGGACCCAGUAAAUAACUUUAUGUACUGGACAGACUGGGGUGAUCAGGCUAAGAUAGAGAAGAGUGGUUUGAACGGAGCAGAUCGCGUCGCCUUGGUGACAGACAACAUCAUGUGGCCCAAUGGCAUCACCCUUGACAUGGUCAACCAGCGUCUGUACUGGGUCGACUCCAAGAUGCACACACUCUCCAGCAUUGAUGUGAAUGGAGGGACGCGACACAGUCUCAUUUUCAGUGAGGAAUACCUCUCCCACCCUCUCUCUCUGACUGUCUUUGAGGAGAAAGUGUUUUGGACAGACAUGAGCAAUAGUGCUGUUUUCAGUGCCAACCGUCUGACGGGAAAGAACAUCACCAAGCUGGCGGAGAACCUGGUCCAGCCAGAGGACAUUGUACUGUACCACAACCUCAAGCAGCCCAACGGUACAAACUGGUGCAGAGAGAGUAACCGUAUGAAUGGAGGUUGUGAGUUUCUGUGCCUCCCUGCCCCUCUGAUCAACCAGCGCUCUCCUAAAUACACCUGCGCCUGUCCUGACAACAUGACCAUGGGACCCGACAUGAGGAAGUGUGUGACAGCUCCCACCAAGCCUGCUACAACCAGGCAGCCUGUCCCUACUACUACGGCUACAACUACAACUACAACUACAACUACAAUGACCACCAGAGCUACUGAAAAACUUACAUCUACCUCAGCAUCGAUGCAGACCACACAGAGCACACAGCAGCCUGCCGCCACUGCUCAAGGCAACAAACUGGCAGCCCUGCCUGCAGAAGCCCCUCCAUCCCACCCUAUGGCUCUCUACAUUGUGCUGCCAAUAAUGGCCAUGGCCCUGCUGGUCUUUGGAGCUGUGUUGCUGUGGAGACACUGGCAUCUGAAGAACACCAACACCAUCCACUUCGACAAUCCAGUGUACCAGAAGACCACAGAGGACGAGGUACACAUCUGCAGGAACAGCUCUGACGGCUACGUUUACCCUCAGAGGCAAAUGCUGUGCAUGGACGACAUGGAUGUUGCAUGACCCAAAGAUGAAGAAGACACUAGCUUUAUUUGACGUGAUGUUUUUUCUGAUGUGAACUUGAAGCAACAAAGGCCAUUUUUAUUUCUACUGCUGCUGCCUAACAGACCCCCCACCCUCCCUUCCCCAGUGACCUCAUUUUGUGGCUUAUGUUUCUGACCUCAGCACUGUGCCGUCCAAGACUGAAGAAAGUACUGAAAAAAAAGAGAGGAAGGAAAAAAAAAGAUCUUUGAAUCUUUUGCAUGAGAAAAUGGAGCAUAAGUACAGGAAUCCAUUUAGUCAGACCACAAAAUGGUUUCAAAAUGAAGGACUAAUGCAUGGCUUCAGAAGAUGACGUUCUUGAUCAUUGAGCCUUGACCCUUUUGAAGCCAGGUGAAAGUUGUGAAGGUGCAGAUGCAUUCUUUUUUUACCACCAACACACCGCCUCAGUACGUUGAUUACCUAAAUACUCAUGAAUCACAAUCUUUGUUCAGCGUGUUUAACUUGAAAAGCCUGACCUUUACUGUCUUAACACUCAUGUGUGCCUUCCAUCCACACUCUGGUAGUUAAGUGAAGUUUGUUGGAUGUACAUAGAGUGAAUGCCUUACUGACCCCACUACUGUCCAAACCGGUUUCUGUGGCAGGGUAGUUAAUGCCAUAGUGCUUUAACCCCAGGCAGUGAUGGCCUCCAUUACGAUAUGUUGUGGCCUUCUCUUUUCCUGUAUACAGCUUUGCACAUUUUGUUGGUUCCCAUAUCAGAGGCAUCUGUCUACUGUCACCUAUUAUAGACUUUCUUAAAAGUGUCUUUCCUCUUCUUUUAUUUUUUUUUAAUCUUUAUUGACCAAUCUGAUGAAUCAAGCGAUGAAUCUGAGUGUGAGGAGUCACUGGUGGUUUAUAUAUAAUGGUUUAUAUUGUAAAUGGAAAAGCUGCUGAGUUCUCUGAAGUCAACCAAAAUGAAGGAAAUGUUCUGUUUUUUUUAAAGCAAAGAGAAAAAAGAUAGUUAAAGUAAAAAAUGAUUGUACUGGUGAAUUUCUUGUAAAUAAUUUCUGUAAAUAUUUUGUAAAACACUCUAAGUUCACUCUGGUGUUGCCUCUUUAGAUUUGUAAAUUUUAAUCAAGAAAUAUUGUAAAUAUGAAUGAGAUUCUUUUAUUUAUUUAAGGAAAUAUAUGAGGAAAGGUUUUUGGUUGCUGUCAUCUGGCUGUAAAUACAGAACAUACUAUAUAAACCACACUGAAUUGUUUUUGUUCCUGCUAGGCCAGUUUAACCUUUACAUUGUGCAUCUGUUAUUUAACUUAUGUUCACCUGCUCAGUUUUGUCUGUACGACAUCUUGUAUGAGUCACUGCUGCGUAGUGCUUAUCAUUUUCAACUGUGCACGAUAUGUUACAGAAAAACACUGAAGAAACUCUCUCUGUUCCUUACAUAGUUUUUUUCUCAGUGUUGAAUCAGAUAAUUUAUUUUGCUUCUGCCUUUCCGUUACUAAAUAGAGUCUACAAAGAACAAUGUUCUCCAUCACAGUAAAUUAAGAUAAGAUUUAUUAUGCACAACAGCCUGCACAUUGCUUUGUUCAUUUUAGGUUUUGUUGGUCUGUUUUUUAAUAAAAUAAAAUAAAAAAAAACAUUUACCUGUC